CACAAACACAAAUUCCUUCAAUAUCUUCACAUAUUUCAUCCUCUCUACUCUAAUUUUUUGAGUUUUCUUCACAAUGGGCAAAGACAAGAACAGGGCAGGCACCUCCGGAAAAUCCAAGUCCAAAUCCCGGGCUCCAUCCACGACCUUCAAGGAACGCCUCUACUACGGCGAUGGAUCGUACCUCUGGUUCGAUUCCGAGGAGGAGCGCACCCGAUUUCUCACCUUUUUCUCCAAACGGGUUGUGGCUCCCCCACGAAUCAUCCCAGAGCGCUACCCGGAAUUGCAGGGCUACGACGACCUCGACGCGCAGCUUCAUCAAGCCGGCCUUUGGCAGUUCGUCUCCCGGGCGCGCAAGGAGAUCAACCCGGCGCUGAUCCGGGCCUUCUACUCCAAUCUCCGGCGUGAGGACGACGUGCUCUACUCGCUCGUCAAGAGCACGCCGAUCGAGCUCACCGUGGAGCAGCUUGGGCGCAUCGCCGGCCUCCCCUUCCAAGGCGACGAUGUGUCUCACUAUGGUGGCGAGGAUUGGGUGCUCAACAACGAGGGCCUUAUCCUCAACGAGCUUGGCAUCACCGAGCUCAAACGCCAUGCCUCGGGACGCCCAACCAUCCACUCCGCCAACCCCGANCAACUCCUACUCUUUCAUUGCAAAUCAUUCUUUAAUUAUUCAUAGCUUUUGAGAGCCAUUUUUGUGAAGCUUGUGUCGUGUUCUUGAGCGUUCUUAGUUUACUCAAUAUCCACUCUAAAAAGAGAGUAUUGUUCUUGAGUGUUUUUAGUGUUCUUAGACACUUGACAAGAGAAGGUAUUUCUCUUGUUGUUCGAAGGAAGGGUUGUUUCCUUCGAAGGUUCGUUGAGAAUCGUGUGACUCGAACUCUCAAGUUGUACGGGUUUGUUAAGCACCGUUAAGCUUAACGAGAUAGUAGUGUAGCUCGAGAGAGUCUCUCGGGAGGCUGGAUUAGCCACAAGUUGUGGUGA
Cuscuta campestris is the source of this 975-nucleotide messenger RNA. The record is from the annotation of a GenBank genome assembly. NCBI's taxonomy places the organism in Eukaryota, Viridiplantae, Streptophyta, Magnoliopsida, Solanales, Convolvulaceae.